AUGCGGAUGGCGGCGGCGGCCGCAGUGGCGUUGGUGGCGGUGAUGGGCGUGCUGGCGCCCCGAGCGGCGGCGCAGACGACGCCGAACUGCGCGGCGAAUCUGGUCCCGUGCUCGCAGUACAUCAACACGACGGGGACGCCGCCGGACACCUGCUGCGGCCCGCUCAAGGACUCCGUCCAGAACGACCUCAAGUGCCUCUGCGAUCUCUACGCGACGCCGGAGAUCUUCAAGGCCUUCAACAUCAGCCUCGACGCGGCCCUCGGCCUCUCCAAGCGCUGCGGCCUCAGCGACACCACCGCCGCCUGCAAGGGUAAUUCUACUUUCAUUUUCAGUGCAGUAAAUGAAUGUUCUUCCUUUUAUCUUUCAGGUGAGAUUUUCCAGCAUCUGAUUAAUAGCGACGAGUUGCAAAAGUAG
This is a messenger RNA of Miscanthus lutarioriparius, 414 nucleotides long. The record is from the annotation of a GenBank genome assembly. NCBI's taxonomy places the organism in Eukaryota, Viridiplantae, Streptophyta, Magnoliopsida, Poales, Poaceae.